CCAAAAAUUAACUUAUGUGCUUCUUGAAAACUGGGAAUUCGCGUCGCGUUGCCGCAUCGCGUCCGGUCUGCCGUGUCGACCUUAAGAAUUGCACGGCGUGAGCAUCGCUUUCCUAGAAGGAGCUAGUGUACGGAAUUCUUUAAUAACAGCAGGAUGACGGAAGAUUAUCAGACCGUGCCAUUGGAAAGUGAUCUUUGUCAUGCAUAAUUAUGGUAAUCUUUUGAGGCGUGUCUUUAAUAAACAACGGUGAUACUACAGACUUAAUCCAGGCCUACGCAUCACUUAGAAUUUCGUUGUUCAAACAAACGUCUGCUAGUUUCUGCCCUGAAAACCGUGGUCAUCUAUGUUGGUAGGCCACGACUAAACAGGCCAAAGCGACCAAGCGUCGAUAAACUAUUUUCAUGCGACGAAAUCAUGUUCGAAUAUGACUGUAGGCCAGGGCAGUUUCUCAGCCCUUCACAGACCUAGCACUUCAGUCACAAGAGGGACAAUAGCUAAUGAGAUGAUAAUGAAGUAUAUAACGAGGCUCUUCAUGUGAUAUCAGAUUACCUUAGCAGUUGGCAUGGAUCCGACGGGAACAAAAUUCGAAGUACGAACCAGAGACAAGACCUCAGAGAGUUUACGUGUUGGAUAGUAUCUCGUUACGUUGUCCCAACUCUCGUGAUUCAAAGCUGGAGCUUGGUUUGGGAAUAAACUACUAUUCAGUGUCGAUGACCAGCUAUUCCUUGUUAGUCUACAAGAUGACGAGCAUUGAUUUCAUAAUGGUCGCAUUUCUCAGUAUAAAUCUUGUGUUACGUCGUUGCAAAGUUGAGACUGGUUCAUUGAGGUUGCAAGGACCGUUGAGUGCAAAUGGUACUGGUCGUGUUGAAGUGUUCUACAAUGGACAAUGGGGGACAAUCUGCGAUGAUCGUUGGGACAUGAGGGACGCAAGGGUUGCAUGUCGUCAACUUGGGUACCUGGAUGCUGCCGCAUCUUUUGAAGGCCACCAGCUUAUUGACGGUUCAGGACGUAUAUGGUUAGAUGAAGUCAACUGUACCGGUAGAGAAGAAAAUAUAUCGAGAUGUGGUCAUUCUGGAUGGGGAAAAAAUAAUUGCGGGCAUCACGAAGACGCUGGAGUGAAUUGCAGUAACACAGCAAGUAAGCCGGUAACAAUAAGGUUACAAGGACCAAAAAGUGAAAAAGGUACAGGUCGUGUUGAAGUACUCUACGACAGACAAUGGGGAACAAUCUGUGAUAAGGGAUGGGAUAUGAGAGACGCUAGAGUUGUGUGUCGUCAACUAGGUUAUCCAGAUGCUGUCAGAUCUCUUAAGGGUUGGAAGAUUCCGUCUGGCUCUGGACGUGUAUGGUUAGAAGACGUCGAUUGUACUGGAAGCGAAGAAAAUAUAGCAAGAUGUAUUCAUCCAGGCUGGGGGAAACAUGGUUGCGAUCAUUCAAAAGAUGUUUGGGUAGAAUGUAGUCUUGCUUCACUAAGAUUGCAAGGACCAUUAAGCGCCGUUGGUACUGGUCGUGUUGAAGUAUUCCAUAGUGGACAAUGGGGAACAAUCUGUGAUGUUGAAUGGGAUUUCAGAGAUGCCAGAGUUGUGUGUCAUCAACUUGGCUAUGUCGACGCCGUUCGUGCUCUUCAAGGGCACCAGAUUCCUCAUGGUUCUGGACCAACAUGGUUAAAUGAGGUGGACUGUAUUGGGUCAGAAGGGAACAUAACAAGUUGUCCUCAUAGCGGGUGGGGAGUUCAUGGUUGCUUACAUCAUGAAGACGCUGGAGUUGAAUGCAGUACAACAGACAAACCUGUUUUGCUGAGGUUGCAAGGGCCACUGAGUGCAAGAGGUACUGGUCGUAUUGAAGUAUUCUACAAUGAAACCUGGGGUGCAAUCUGUGAUUAUGGCUGGGAUUUCAGGGAUGCAAGGGUUGUAUGUCGUCAACUUGGCUAUCCAGAUGCUGUUAGGGUUCUUAAAAGAGCCGAAGUUCCUUCUGGUUCCGGGAAGAUAUGGUUGAUCAACGUCUUUUGUACAGGGGAAGAGCGGAAUAUAACAAGUUGUACUCAUCGAGGCUGGGGCGUUCAUCCUUGUUCACAUUUGGAAGAUGCUGGAGUCGAAUGCCGCACUUCCGGUAGUUUUGCUUCACUAAGAUUGCAAGGACCAUUAAGCACCAUUGGCACUGGUCGUGUUGAAGUAUUCCACAAUAGACAAUGGGGAACAAUCUGUGAUGUUGAAUGGGAUUUCAGAGAUGCCAGAGUUGUUUGUCGUCAACUUGGCUAUGUCGAUGCCGUUCGUGCUCUUCAAGGGCACCAGGUUCCUCAUGGUUCUGGACCAAUAUGGUUAAAUGAGGUGGACUGCAUUGGGUCAGAACGGAACAUAACAAGUUGCCCUCACAGCGGGUGGAGAGUUCAUGGUUGCUCACAUCAUGAAGACGCCGGAGUUGAAUGCAGUAGAACAGACAAACCUGUUUUGCUGAGGUUGCGAGGGCCACUGAGUGCAAAAGGUACCGGUCGUAUUGAAGUAUUCUACAAUGAAACCUGGGGUGCAAUCUGUGAUUAUGGAUGGGAUUUCAGGGAUGCAAGAGUUGUAUGUCGUCAACUUGGCUAUCCAGAUGCUGUUAGGCCUCUUAAAAGAAGCGAAGUUCCUUCUGGUUCCGGGAAGAUAUGGUUAAUCAACGUUUUUUGUACAGGGGAAGAGCGGAAUAUAACAAGUUGCACUCAUCGAGGAUGGGGGGUUCAUCCUUGUUCACAUUUGGAAGAUGCUGGAGUCGAAUGCCGCACACCUGAUGAGCCUGUAUCACUGAGGUUACGAGGACCAUCGAGUGCAAAUGGCACCGGUCGGGUUGAAGUACUCUACAAUGGAACCUGGGGAACAAUCUGUGAUGAUAAAUGGGAUUUUAGAGAUGCUAGGGUUGCAUGUCGUCAACUUGGUUAUUCUGACGCCGUCAGAUCUCUUCAAAGGGAGGAGGUGCAACCUGGAUCUGGACGUAUUUGGUUGGAUGACAUCGACUGUAAUGGAGAAGAAGAUAAUAUAACACGAUGUAUACAUCGCGGAUGGGGAAUCCACAAAUGCGAUCAUGUUAAAGACGCUGGCGUGGAAUGUAAUACAACAGACAAAGUUCCACCUCGUAAGAGAGUUCUACUGAGGUUGCAAGGAACAUCAAGUGCAAAUGGCACUGGUCGUGUUGAAGUAUUCUAUAAUGGACAAUGGGGAACAAUCUGUGAUGAUGGCUGGGACAAAAGAGAUGCUAGGGUUGUAUGUCGUCAACUUGGUUAUAAAUAUGCUGUAAGAACCCUUCCAAGUCGCCAGGUUCCUUCUGGUACUGGACGGAUAUGGUUGGACAACGUCAAUUGUACUGGAAAAGAGCGAAAUAUCACAAGUUGUUUCCACAAAGGAUGGGGAUCUCACAAUUGCGACCAUUCGAAAGACGCUGGAGUGGAAUGCACAAACACAAGUAAGCCUGUUUCACUGAGAUUACAAGGACCAUUGAGUGGAAAUGGUACUGGUCGUGUUGAAGUAUUCUACAAUGGACAAUGGGGAAGAAUUUGUGGUAAUGGAUGGGAUAUGAAAGAUGCUAUGGUUGUAUGUCGUCAACUCGGUUAUAGAUAUGCUGUUAAAACUAUUCGAAGUCACCAGGUUCCCUCUGGUUCUAGUCAAAUUUGGCUGUCUGAAGUUGGUUGCACUGGGGAAGAGCAAAAUAUAACAAGUUGCUCUCACAAAGGAUGGGGAAACCAUAAUUGCAACAAUUCAGAAGGCGUUGGAGUAGAAUGUUCUAACACAGGUAAGCCUGUUUCAUUGAGAUUACAAGGACCAUUGAGUGAAAAUGGUACUGGUCGUGUUGAAGUAUUCUACAAUGGACAAUGGGGAAGAAUUUGUGGUAAUGGAUGGGAUAUAAAAGAUGCUAUGGUUGUAUGUCGUCAACUUGGUUAUAGAUAUGCUGUUAAAAGUAUUCGAAGUCACCAGGUUCCCUCUGGUUCUGGUCAAAUUUGGCUGUCUGAAGUUGGUUGCACUGGGGAAGAGCAAAAUAUAACAAGUUGCUCUCACAAAGGAUGGGGAAACCAUAAUUGCAACCAUUCAGAAGGCGUUGGAGUAGAAUGUACUAACACAGGUCCUUGUCCUAGUGUCGAAGAUGGUACACAUGAAGUGUAUGGCAUUUUCAAAUGGCCUGAAACUCCGGUUGGAAAAGUUUCUAAACUUGCUUGUCCUUAUAACAACGAGUCCACUGCAAGUCGGGAAUGUUUGCAUUCAAACCAAACCAAGGGUGGAAGUAUCUGGGGUGGGAUUGUGGCAAGUAGUUGCCAAUAUAAAAACAAGCGAAGCAGAGAUCUCUUUCAAUUGUCACAGGAAGUUGUCGAUUUAGAAAACGUGGUAAAUGUCACCCAGGAAGUGAGAAAUCUUUCCUUCGUUAAUCCUGAAAAGACUCUUCAAUCUGGGGACAUUAGCAACAUCGCUACGAUACUACAGAAAAUUGUUAAGGUCAAACAGAAAUCUAGCCAGGUUUCUGACGAUUUUCUCACGACAGUAGACAAUGUCUUGGAUAAUAGAGAGGAAGAUGUGUUUCAAAGUCAACAAGAACACAAUGCUUCUUCAAGGAUCGUCAGAGCUUUGAAUGAUUUCGCGGAGACUUUGCCCCUUGAUGAAGAAGGCAAAUUCAAAAAAGUUAAAAGAAAUUAUGCUAUUAAUCUGCAAGCACUACAACCGCAAAAGUUUAACGGAAUAACGUUUUCUGGGAUGGUAAGGAGAACAGAAAAGGUGUCCUUGGAGAACAUUAACACGUCAAUCAAAUUUGAUGCAUGUUUCCAGUGCACUUCAACGACAUCACUCGUGAUUCCACAAACAAUAUUCGAUGAAUCAACAAAUACAUUGAGUUCAGAAAACAAGACAUUUUUUUUUGUCUUUUAUAAAGAAGCAAAAUUUUUUAAAGCAACUUUAGCAGAAACCACGAGACGUUUGAAUAGCUUUGUUAUUGCUGGGAGCGUUAAGAGGACUCCAGUUGCAAAUUUGAAGACGCCUGUUAAAAUCCCUUUCCAGAGAACCUUUCCAGGAGACACAAAUACUACUUUGUGCUCUUACUGGGAUUUUAGUCUUCAAAAUUGGUCACAAGAAGGUUGUUGGUUUGAAAGAGUCCUUAAAGAUGGCAGAGUACUUUGUAACUGUAACCAUUUCACCAACUUUGCGAUGUUAAUGGAUAUUAGUCCCCCAGUGGGGGCCUACACUUCACAUGACCAAAUACUUAGUGAGUCCAGUUACUAUUGGAUGUGCGCUGUCAUUGGUUGGACUGGUGUUGACGAUAAUCACGAUACUGCUAUUCAGAGAACUCCGCACAAAAAUUCCAAGCCAGAUUUUGCUAAAUUUCUGUAUUACUUUGUCGUUGCUGUUAAUUGUAUUCCUGGUGUAUACCGAGUUGCCCAAAACGUCACCAGUAUCUGGCUGUCGAGCAGUGGCAGUCGCCUUGCAUUACUUCUUGUUAGCAGCAUUCUUGUGGAUGGCCGUGGAAGGGUUUAA
Dendronephthya gigantea is the source of this 5480-nucleotide messenger RNA. RefSeq names its product deleted in malignant brain tumors 1 protein-like. The transcript is spliced from 19 exons. Gene Ontology annotation, molecular function: G protein-coupled receptor activity. Bases 711 to 5480 code for a protein of 1589 amino acids. Gene Ontology annotation, cellular component: membrane. The record is from RefSeq and is a predicted model, not a curated record. NCBI's taxonomy places the organism in Eukaryota, Metazoa, Cnidaria, Anthozoa, Malacalcyonacea, Nephtheidae.